Molecule: messenger RNA, 4239 nt
Organism: Linum trigynum
Lineage: Eukaryota; Viridiplantae; Streptophyta; Magnoliopsida; Malpighiales; Linaceae
Source: the annotation of a GenBank genome assembly
AUGUCUUCUUCUUCUUCUUCCCAAUCUCCAAAAUCCCUAGACUCUCUCCUCCUCCAUCGUCGUGCGCUCUCUUCCCGCACCGUUGCAAUCCCUCCGAGCGAUCCACUUCCCGCCGCCCCUCUCCCUUCUUCUCUCCCUCCUUCCAAAUUCAUCCCAGGCACCCGCUUCCUCAUCGAUGCCUUCCGCCACGCCGCCACCGUCCCCGCCCCGGCCGCCGCAUACUUCCUCUCCCACUUCCAUUCCGAUCACUACUCGGGCCUUUACCCUAACUGGUCACACGGCAUCAUUUUCUGUUCUCAAAUCACCGCCGAUCUCGUCACCAGAGUUCUGAAGAUCCCUAAGCAGUUCGUCUUCCCCUUGCCGUUGCGUGAGACGGUGCUCGUCGAUGGUUCCGAAGUCACUCUCGUGGACGCCAAUCACUGCCCUGGCGCGGUUCAGUUCUUGUUCAAGGUGCCGGCUAAGAGUUCAACAACGGGUUUUGAAAUGUACGUUCAUACUGGCGAUUUCAGGUACAUCAGUUCCAUGAGUGAGGAUGCUCUAUUGCGUGGAUUUAUUGGUUGUGACGCUGUUUUCUUGGAUACUACUUAUUGCAACCCUAAAUAUGUGUUUCCGGCUCAAGAUGAGGCUGUUGAUUAUGUAGUUAGCGUGAUAGAUAGUGUACGGAAGGAGUGUUUGGAUAAGAGGGUCUUGUUUCUUAUUGCCACUUAUGUUAUUGGCAAGGAAAGGAUUUUGCUUGAGACUGCAAGGAGGUGCCAAACGAAAGUGCUUGUUGAUGGCAAGAAAAUGGAGGUUUUAAGGGUUUUGGGGUAUGGGGAGACUGAGGGGUUUACAGAGGAUGUGCUCCAGAGUGAUGUCCAUGUCGUUGGUUGGAAUGUGUUAGGUGAGACUUGGCCUUAUUUUCGUCCAAAUUUCGUCAAGAUGGCAGAGAUUAUGGCAGAAAGAGGGUACUCUAGAGUGGUUGGUUUUGUUCCUACUGGAUGGACUUAUGAAGUUAAGCAUAAUAAGUUUGCGGUGAGGGCUAAGGAUUCGUGCGAGGUUCAUCUUGUGCCAUACAGUGAACAUUCAAAUUAUGAUGAACUCAGAGAGUAUGUGAAGCUUUUGAGACCUAAACGUGUUAUUCCUACAGUUGGUGUGGAUGUUGAGAACCUUGACAGCAAACAAGUUCAUAAAAUGCAAAAACAUUUUUCAGGGUUAGUUGAUGAGACUGCCAACAAGAAAGAUUUCUUGAUGAAUUUCCUUCGUGGUUCUACUGAGAGUGAAAAAGGUUUUGAAACUGAUGGUUUAUCUUUGUUGAAUGAGGAAGGACAGCUAGAUGUGGAGCCUUCUGAUCCUAUAGCUGUUGAAAAUGCAGUUCCGCUAUCCAUUUCAAAUACCUUGGAAAAUCAGAAAGGGUCUGAUUCACUAGAUGUAGUUGUGCUAACUGAAGAGGAAACACAGAGACUAAUAAAGGAAUUGAGUGACUGUUUGCCUGUAUGGGUUACCCAUGACCAAAUGUUACAUUUGCUUGGCAGAUCAGGGAGAAAUAUAGUUGACGCUGUUUCCAAUUUCUAUGAGUGUGAAACAGAAUUCCAUGAGCAGGUAGUUUCUAGCAAGGCUUCCGUCUCUUCGUCCCAGACUGAUACACAGAAUUCACCUGAUGUACUUCUAACGCCUGAGUCCACCUGCAACACAAUUAACCGAGGGAGUUCAGUCAUUGCUUUCAGUCAAAAAUUCAAGCCAUCUAAUGUGAAGUCAUUAAGUAGUGGCUCGUCACCUGGAAAAAGGAAGAGGAAAAUGGAUGUCAAGGCCGGGAAAAAAGCUAAAAGUACUUCUAAGGUCCAAUCUAGUGGUUCAAAGCAAUCCACCAUCACUAGAUUCUUUAGUAAAAGUUUGCCUAAUACUUCUGAAGACAGUAAGAAACAAACAAUUUCUGAAGAAGUCCCUGGAAACGGGAACUUGUUGGUUGAUGAUGCUCCAAACUUGUAUGGACAGGAGGUAGGCCAGUUUGUUCAGAUAACUGGUGUUGAUGAAUCAUUUAGAAGCUAUGCUGCCACCAUUCUGGAGAGGACUAAGGGGGACAUUAAUAAGGCAUUGGAUAUACAUUAUGGUAAACCUGAGAGUAUUCCUGGUAAGGAUGUUGAGACGUUGGCAGUGUCUGACAAAUUGGUUCAGCCCCAGAGUGUUACUAAUGAGCGGUCUUAUGCCCAGGGUAACAAGUCGCUGCAAGAAGCAGGAGUCGGAUUUGCUCUAUCAGUAAAGGAACCAGCAGUACCAUGUUCAGAUGCUACUCUUAUGUCACUUCCCCCAGAAAAAUAUGACCCCAUAAAGCAUGCUUGCUGGAAUGUUGGCCAACCUGUGCCAUAUAUUCACCUUGCACGAACCUUUGAUUUGGUUGAAGCUGAAAAGGGGAAGAUUAAGGCCACUUCUAUGCUGUGUAAUAUGUUCAGAAGUAUACUGGCUUUGUCUCCCGAUGAUCUGUUGGCUGCUGUCUAUCUUUGCACAGACAAAAUUGCCGCUGACCAUGAAAAUGUGGAAUUAAAUAUUGGGGGCAGCUUGGUCACGUCUGCAUUAACAGAGGCAUGUGGACCUAGUGCAUCUGAAAUAAGGGAGAUGUAUAAUAACGUUGGGGAUCUUGGUGAUGUGGCUCAGAGAUGUUGGCAAACAAAAAAGAGACAGAAACUACUUGCUCCUACUUCUCCCCUUCUGAUUCGAGAUGUUUUUUCUAGUCUUCACAAGAUAAGUUCACAAACAGGCAGUAAAAGUACUGGUCGAAAGAAGAGCCUCAUUGUGAAUUUGAUGUGCGCUUGCCAGGAGAAAGAAAUGAAGUUUCUUGUGAGAACUUUGGUAAGGAACUUACGUAUUGGAGCAAUGAUGAAAACUAUACUACCUGCUCUGGCCCAAGCAGUUGCAAUGAAUUCCUUCCCUAGCUCCUCAGACAAACAUAGUGCUUCACACAUAAAAGAGAUCCUUCAGGGCCUUUCUACAGCAGUAGUUGAAGCUUAUAAUAUACUUCCUAACCUGGACAUGCUAGUUCCUUCACUCGUCAAGAAUAGCAUUGGCUUUUCCUCGUCUACUUUGUCUAUGGAUCCUGGGAUACCUAUUAAACCCAUGCUCGCCAAAAUUACAAAUGGAGUUUCUCAAGUGCUCAAGUUAUUUGAAAAUAAGGCAUUUUCAUGCGAAUUCAAGUAUGAUGGUCAACGUGCUCAAAUUCACAGACUAUCCAAUGGAACUAUCCGUGUCUUUUCACGAAAUGGAGAUGAAACGACAUCAAAAUUUCCAGAUCUAAUCAAUAUUGUGGAUGAAUCCUGUAAUCGAACAGAGGAUACUUUCAUAAUUGAUGCAGAGGUUGUUGCAGUUGAUAGGAAAAAUGGAUGCAAGCUCAUGUCCUUCCAAGAACUGUCUUCUAGAGAAAGGGGGAGCAAAGAAUCCUCAAUUACAUUGGAUAGUAUUAAGGUGGAGAUCUGCGUGUUUGUCUUCGACAUCAUGUUUGCUAAUGGAAAACAGCUGUUGAAAUUUCCUCUGCGUCAAAGGCGGAAAUACUUGAGAGAUUUAUUUCCUGAUGAGAGGCCAGGUUAUUUUCGAUAUGCAGAAGAAAUGACGGUUGAGCCAAAUGAUGCUUGUUUGGGCAAUGAAUCAAUCUUAAACAGGAUGAACACUUUCCUUGAAGAUGCAUGGCAAUGUUCGUGUGAAGGAAUCAUGGUGAAAACUCUAGAUGUCGAUGCUGGAUAUUCUCCAUCAAAACGUGCUGACAGCUGGUUGAAGGUGAAACGGGAUUAUGUGGAAGGUUUGGGUGACUCACUUGAUUUAGUACCGAUUGGUGCUUGGCAUGGAAACGGAAGGAAAGCAGGAUGGUACAGUCCAUUCCUCAUGGCGUGCUACAACCCUGAGACUGAAGAGUUCCAAUCCGUUUGCCGUGUCAUGUCUGGUUUCUCAGAUGCCUUCUACAAAGAGAUGAAAGAGUUCUUUACCGGCGAUAGAACACUAACCAAAAAGCCACCGUAUUAUCGAACCCUGGAAGUACCGGACAUGUGGUUUUCAGCAGAGCUUGUGUGGGAAAUCAGAGGUGCUGACCUGACAAUAUCCCCAGUUCAUCAAGCCGGGGUAGGUUUGGUUCAUCAGACACGCGGCAUCUCAAUCAGGUUCCCUAGAUUCGUCCGAUCAGUGGGGGAUAGGAACCCAGAAGACUGCAGUAGUGCUGCUGAUAUCGCUCGGAUGUUCAAUGCUCAACCGCGCAAAAUGGACUUGACUAGUGGGAGUUAG